Molecule: messenger RNA, 1943 nt
Organism: Rhodamnia argentea
Lineage: Eukaryota; Viridiplantae; Streptophyta; Magnoliopsida; Myrtales; Myrtaceae
Product: protein IQ-DOMAIN 6
Exons: 5
Coding region: 427-1791 (454 amino acids)
Molecular function (GO): protein binding
Source: RefSeq, a predicted model, not a curated record
ACCAAGACCCCCUAAAGCCAGCACUUCUGGAACUAAACCCUCUCUCUCUCUCUCUCUCUGAUUUAAAUGUGCCACCAUCUACUUUUCUCUUCUCCAAGGGCAAUCUUUGCUUUUUGUGGAGCUUCAUAGUUACUCAAUUCUCGUCUCGACUCUCAACUCUCUCUUUAUUGCCCAUCUUCUUCUUUUUCUUCUCUUUCUGCUGUCACCCUUUUGACUGCUGCUUCACAUCUUGUCUGUCACUUGAGUUUCCAGUCUGAAACUGGGUUCUUGAGAUCUUUCAAGUCAUUUUAUUGCAUAGCGAGACCUCCUCUUCCCUCCAUGUGAGCUCUUGUCGCCAUUGUCGGGGUGGAAGAUCAUAUUACCAAAAGAAAGUUUUGAUCUUUGAGGUGUUGCAAGCUCUUUUCUGAAGUUAGCGUUUCUGCACAAAUGGGUGCUUCAGGCAAAUGGGUGAAAGCUCUUAUAGCUCACAAGAAACCCGAGAAAGAAGACCAUCAAAAGGGAAGCUCUAAGGGAAAGAAAUGGAAGCUAUGGAGGGGCUCAUCAGGAGAUCUGGGGUCUUCAUGGAGUACAUUCAAAGAGAAACACUACGCAGCAUCUGAGGGAUCUAACAGGGGUUCAUCACCACUUGCUAGUGCCUUUUCUGCUGCGAUGGCAACUGUUAUUCGAGCUCCUCCUAAGGACUUCAGGGUUGUGAGGCAGGAAUGGGCUGCCAUUAGGAUUCAGACCGCUUUCCGCGGAUUCUUGGCCAGAAGGGCAUUGAAGGCCUUGAAAGGAAUCGUGAGACUUCAAGCUUUAGUUCGUGGGAGGCAAGUGAGGAAGCAGGCGGCUGUAACACUGAGAUGCAUGCAGGCUCUUGUUCGAGUCCAGGCCCGAGUGAGGGCACGCCGUGUCCGAAUGUCCAUUGAGGGCCAAGCGGUGCAACGGAUUCUUGAUGAGCAUCGAAGCAAGGCUGAUCUCUUAAAACAAGCUGAGGAAGGGUGGUGUGACAGUAAGGGAACACUCGAAGAUGUCAAAGCAAAGUUACAAAUGAGGCAAGAAGGAGCUUUCAAAAGAGAGAGAGCAAUUGCAUACGCCCUUGCUCAAAAGUGGAAAUCAAAUGGCGAUUCAAAUUCCAGAUCACUUGGGUCAGUGCCUGCUCUCAAGUCUUAUGAGUUUGACAAAAACAGCUGGAAUUGGAGCUGGUUAGAACGGUGGAUGUCAGCCAAGCCAUGGGAGACCAGAUUGAUGGAGCAAUCCAAUUCCGAAGCCUUGGAAACAACUGCCGCUACGAAGACUUUCUCAGAUUCUCCUCUGGGCGCACAAUCAAAAUCUUCCGAACCACCUUGUGUUAAAGUUCGGAAGAAUAACAUGACCACUAGAAUUUCCGCAAAGCCUCCCCUAGCUGGACGUGCCACUCGGUCAUCCUCGAGCCCGAGUUCCGACUACCUCUAUGAUGAGAGCUCGCCUUCGUCUUCAUUCUGUACGCCUAUGACCCUGGCUUCAGGAAACAAUGGCUUGACAUCGGACAAAAUGGAUGGUGGUAGCUAUGGGAAGCCAAGUUACAUGAACUUGACCGAAUCUACCAAGGCAAAGCAGAAGACUGGAAGUCAUCUGUCGAGGAGGGUACAGAGACAAUCCAUGGAUGAGUUUCAGUUUCUCGCACUUACAGCAGGGUUAUGUGGCAAUGGGGAUUUCAAAAGCAGUGCUGGUUGCAAGCCCUCAAUGAUGAAUUUCUCGAGGCCACUUAAUCAGACGACCAGGUUGGAUAGGAAUUUGAAAGUGAUGGAGAGGGAGAAUUGCUUGUACUAUUAGAGAUUCAUGUAGUUGUCCUUCGUGCCUUUUGGUUUUCAUUUGUGGGUAAUGUAAGUUCAACAACUUGUUGGUUUCAAAGAGUUUAAAUUGACCUGUAGACAGUUCUUCCUGUAAUUUUUUCGCAUUUGAAGAUUAAGCACAAAGCAAACUGA